UGUGCAUCUUUUUUAUGUUUUUUAAUAUAUUAUAUAAGUUAGCCACAUACACAUAAUAGGUAAAGUAAAAAUAUAUAUGAGGUAACUACUAUAAAAGUUUGGCCUGUAUCAUAUUUACAUUUUUAAACUAUGACCCUUGAAGAAAAGUUGAAGACCCCUGCUAGAAAUGGCCCUGCUUGCUGUAAUAAGUGCCUUUCUUUUAAAAUAUUUAUAACAUCACAAAUCAAGCUUGACCAUCUGCACGCAACUGUACCACAAUACUAGACUACUGUUUCCCCUUUCCACUUUUCAGAUAAUCUUCUCUUUAUCGCAUUCAAUAAACAUAUUCCUUCCUGUCUGCGAUACACCCACCUCUUCUUCUGUUUCAAUGGUGAUUUAUUAGUCAUUAUUUGUCCGUCUUCUUGCCUACCUUCUUAUAAAAUAAAUAAGCCUAAAUGUAAGUCAUUCUUAUAAAUAAGCCUAAAAAAAAAACAAUUUUUGCUUUAAUUGUCAUAAAAGAAAAUUAUAUAGCAAUGCAAAAUAUUAACAGAGCCUAACUGACAGGCUUUAUGUAGACCUAUUUACUAUAAGCAAAAGUUUUUUUGUUUCAUUUAGGCAUGGCUAAGUGCAUGCUUUUAUAACAGCCUUGAUUUGAGGCCCAUCGGGCAUCAGUGGAACAGUUGAACACCUGUCGCCCCCCUCCCCAUCUACUCUAUUCAACCUUGUACAGCGCUUGCAGCUGCCAGCUGAAGGCAUUACGUUACAACCCGCGCGACCCCUCGACCUCUGUAAACAAUUCAACAGGCGCAAUGAUAAACGCUCGGUUACACUGUAAAGCCAUAUGGAUACAACUAAUACGGAUACAACAACAACAACAAUAAUAACAACAACAAAACAUCCAAGGUUGACACCCUUAUAAAUGAACUGCUAGUCCCAUUCGGUCCCGUCAGACGCCAGACACAAUAAAGGAGACCAAAUCCAGCAUCUUCACUCUGUAUUCCGCCAACAUCACUGAUGGAUCCCGUGGUCCGACUAGGCAAAAACAGCUUCGGGGAGGAAGAGGAUGGAUUUUAUGCUAUAAAGGGUGAUAGAAAGACACGAAAACCUUUAGUGGAGAAGAAGAGACGAGCGCGCAUCAAUGAAAGCCUGCAUGAGCUCAGGACACUACUGGAAGAUAACGAGCUGCAGACUAAAAUGGAGAACGCAGAGGUACUUGAACUGACAGUGAAACGAGUUGAAAACAUCUUACAGAACCGUUCACAUGAAGCUGAAACGAUGAAUCAUGAGGCCAGUGAGAGAUUUGCUGCGGGUUAUAUCCAGUGCAUGCAUGAGGUGCACACCUUUGUGUCCACAUGUCCCGGGGUCGAUGCCACCGUGGCUGCAGAGCUGCUCAAUCACCUGCUGGAGUGCAUGCCAUUAAAUGAAAAUCAUAUUCAGGAGAUGAUCAUGGAUCUCUUAUCAGAUCCUCCUAACUCAAGUGGAUCAUGGGCAGCUGGAGAGGCCCUGAGCCCAGGAGGCUGCAGUGUGUCUUCAGUAUUGUCCCCAAACCCUUCCAGUGAAGAUCUCUGCUCCGACUCGGAAGAGACGGAAAUCGAAGGGAGCCCAGCAUCGGCUGAGGAGAGCCUGAACUCCUCCAUUACACAUGGCAAGUUUAUGUGGAGGCCGUGGUAGGAACACUUGGCAAAGGACCCUCUUCAAUAUCGUCAAUAUGUGGAAACGUGGUGGAAUUCUGUUGAAAUUUCAUGAGAAAAUGGUUAGAGCUUCAGGAUUUUCACAUGCUGAUAUGGUGGGAUAUAGCAUUAUACAAUGGAUCUGAACAGAAUUCAUGCGUACAAGGACAUUUUUCUUGGAUAACUAUAUUUAUACCUGACUGUUCAAGCAUGUUUUCGAAAAGAAGUGGUAUGUCCUAAAGCUCUUUAAGAAAUCUAGUUGUUUUAGAAAUCUGGUUCUGGAUUGAUUUUCCUUUCAAAGUCAAAAAUGUAGAAGAAAUCAUGUUUGUAUUGUUGUAGAGCUAGUUAUGCACUAGAAAGGCGCAGAUAUUGUUAAGCUUAAAUCUGGUCUUCAUGACCUUUGUUUAGUAUUAAAAUCUGUUUUUGUAUUAUUUAAUGGUUUAUAAAUAAUAAAAAAUAUUCACUAAGUGUCAGUUCAAGGUUACUAAAUUAUAUUGAAUAGCCUAUAACAGGAUCCAGCUCAAGUUUUGAUGUAGACGACUCUUUGUAGAGUAAAAACUCGCAAAUAAUGGAUGGCUAAGUAAACAAGUUUAUUGGAGUUUUUUUUUACUAUAGUUUUAUAUUAUGCCAAUAAUCAAAUAAAAUUCUCCUAGGAAAAACAUGCAUUAUUUUAAACAACCAGGAAACAUUUUGCUGUGUAGGUGUGGCUUAUAUGGAAACACCUGUCAUGUUGGUCCUUUAGGUUAUAUGCCUAAACACUUUAACCAACCAAUGGGAUGCACAAGGAGGUCUUUGAGAAUACAAAGAGCAGGGUGAGGAAACAGUUAACCGUCUGCCUGCUGAGAGAACAGAUGGUAAUGAAACAGAUCCCUCGGGACCAAAAUGUUGGAUGCAGAACCAGCUGGUUUAUUUGUGAGGAAAAAGAUCAAUAUCACUUUCACCUUCAAAGUCCCCACGAUACAACUACUUAUGGUAAUUUGGGUGGACUGAAUAAGAUCGCUGAUGUAGGAUUAAUCCACAUAACAGCUAACUUUAAAUGUAUAGUUCACCCAAAAAAUGAAAAAUUCUGUCAUCAUUUACUAACCUACAUGUUGAUGUAAACCUGUAUGAGUUUCUUUAUUCUCUUAAACACAAAGA
Molecule: messenger RNA, 2786 nt
Organism: Misgurnus anguillicaudatus (oriental weatherfish)
Lineage: Eukaryota; Metazoa; Chordata; Actinopteri; Cypriniformes; Cobitidae
Gene: her13
Product: hairy-related 13
Biological process (GO): regulation of DNA-templated transcription
Molecular function (GO): DNA binding; protein dimerization activity
Source: RefSeq, a predicted model, not a curated record